GACUGCAGACACAGCACAGGAGAUGACCAGAGACUGCGGACACAGUACAGGAGAUGACUAGAGACUGCAGACAUAUUACAGGAGAUGACCAGAGACUGCGGACACAGUACAGGAGAUGACCAGAGACUGCGGACACAGUACAGGAGAUGACCAGAGACUGCGGAAACAGUACAGGAGAUGACCAGAGACUGCAGACAGUACAGGAGAUGACCAGAGACUGCGGACACAGUACAGGAGAUGACCAGAGACUGCGGAAACAGUACAGGAGAUGACCAGAGACUGCAGACA
Molecule: messenger RNA, 288 nt
Organism: Staurois parvus
Lineage: Eukaryota; Metazoa; Chordata; Amphibia; Anura; Ranidae
Source: the annotation of a GenBank genome assembly